AUGGCCAUCGCUGGUCCUGCUGCAGCAGCACUCGCCUCAUUGAAACCUGAUCAGGUUACUUUUCUACAAUCUCUUGAAAAAGCUGAACUUCACGCCCACCUCAACGGUUCUAUACCUAUUGCGGUCAUCCAACAGCUUGGCAAGGAAUACGUAAACUCUCCAUCAUCCACACGCGGCGAUGCAAUCUACGCCACGAUAGAACGACUCAUUUACUCUUCUGCGGCGAACCAUCCAUGGGGGACGUUGCGGAUUUUCAAACAUUUUUCUGUGAAGCGAAGAAAGCGGGAUUGGGUGUCACGUUGCAUAUCGCCGAGCACCCCCGAGGAGACUCUGAAGCUCUUGUCUUUCCAACCCGACCGCUUGGGGCACGCCACAUUUCUCAACAAGGAAGCUAUGGAUACCGUGAUAAAAAAUAACAUCUGCGUUGAGAUCUGCUUAAAUUCUAAUUUAUUGAGCAAAACGGUAACUGCAUUGGAGUCCCAUCACAUUCGUCAAUAUCUCAAGGAAAAUCAUUUGAUCGCCAUUUGUACGGACGACAUCCUGCCUUUUCGUACUUCUCUGUUGGCAGAAUACGCCCUUCUUCUUGCUCAACCUCCGUUAGGCCUUGGUCUAACUCAGGACGAAGUUAAGGGGAUUGGAGAAAUGAGUCUGCGGGCCAGAUUCACAAUGGGUUCUAGUUAA
This is a messenger RNA of Laccaria bicolor S238N-H82, 681 nucleotides long. RefSeq lists its product as uncharacterized. Bases 1 to 681 code for a protein of 226 amino acids. Gene Ontology annotation, molecular function: adenosine deaminase activity. The record is from RefSeq and is a predicted model, not a curated record. Gene Ontology annotation, biological process: inosine biosynthetic process; adenosine catabolic process. Lineage: Eukaryota; Fungi; Basidiomycota; Agaricomycetes; Agaricales; Hydnangiaceae. The transcript is spliced from 4 exons.